Penicillium odoratum is the source of this 639-nucleotide messenger RNA. RefSeq lists its product as uncharacterized. The record is from RefSeq and is a predicted model, not a curated record. The transcript has 2 exons. Gene Ontology annotation, molecular function: acyltransferase activity, transferring groups other than amino-acyl groups. Bases 1 to 639 code for a protein of 212 amino acids. NCBI's taxonomy places the organism in Eukaryota, Fungi, Ascomycota, Eurotiomycetes, Eurotiales, Aspergillaceae.
AUGGCUCCCUUCAUGAUCUCCCAAUGCAGCGUCCCCGAUGGCGCUGCCUUGGCUGCCAACAAUGUUCCCGCUUUCUGGGCUGACCCGCACUGGGUCCUGGCCUGGCGCCAUCGGACCCUCGAGUACCAUAUUUCGCAGGUAGCCCUGCUUUUUCCGCGUAACAUGCUGAAUGAACGGGAGUCCUUUCGACACCAGAAAGCAGUGAAUCUAGAGACGGGUCGUAUACUUGGCUAUGCCCGAUGGUCCCUAUAUGUACCAUCGUGUCAUGAGAUAAACCCAGAUAAUGGUACACCGAUAUGGCCUGAGGCCCAAGUCCCUGCGUUUGAGCCUGAGAAGGAGGCUGAGAUCCGGUGGAUUGCUGAGACUGCUAUUUGGGAUCCUAACGAAGAUGCCGACGAGCUAGGGAAUCGCGUAACCGCGCUUAGGACAGAAGUGACGCCAAAGACACCGCAUAUAAGUCUAAAAUACCUUGCUGUGCAUCCAGACAACCAGCGUAAAGGAGUCGGGACGGCAUUGGUGAAGAGUGGGACGGACCAGGCGGAUAAGAUGGGUUUAGACAUAAUUGGUGUUAGUGGAGAGUAUGGCGCAGAUUUCUUUAUCUAUGAGGCUGGAUCAAGGACUGUUUCUACAUGUACAUAA